GGUCUUCUUCCGUUCGCCCUCGCUUUCUUCCCGCACCAACCCCGCCUACCGCUCCACCACUACUACUACACCAUCCCCUCCACCGGCUCCCCCUCACCAAACUUCCCUCCACGCCUGCUUCGCCCAACUCGUUCUCUUGGAGCACCUAACUCGAGCUGAGCUCCCUUCCCGCGGAAUUCGGGUCCCUCCCUGAUGGCGGAGCCGGAGCAGCAGCAGCAGCAGGCGAAUCCCGACGAGGUGGUGCUCGGGCAGGAGACCGGCGGCGCGAGGGUGGCGAUCCUCAACCGGCCGCGCCAGCUGAACGUCAUCUCCGAUAGAGUGGUGUAUCUCCUCGCCCAGUUCUUGGAGAGCUGGGAGAAAGAUGAGGAUGCCAAGCUGGUCAUCUUCAAGGGGGCUGGACGUGCAUUUUCCGCUGGUGGGGAUCUAAAGAUGUUCUAUGAAGGAAAAUCAGAUGACUCCUGUCUCGAGGUUGUUUACAGGAUGUAUUGGCUUUGCUACCAUAUCCACACGUAUAAGAAAACCGCGGUGGCUCUUGUUAAUGGACUUGUCAUGGGUGGUGGUGCAGCCAUGGUUGCUCCACUGAAGUUUGCAGUUGUCACAGAGAAAACAGUCUUCGCAACCCCUGAGGCUAGUGUUGGAUUACACACAGACUGCAGCUUUUCUUAUAUCCAUUCUAGACUCCCUGGAUAUUUAGGGGAGUACCUGGCUUUGACCGGUGCAAGGUUGAAUGCAAAGGAAAUGAUUGCUGCCGGUCUUGCUACUCAUUUUGUUCCUUCUGAAAAAUUGGAAGAACUUGAAAAAUGCCUGCUGAAUUUAAACACAGGAGAUGAGUCUGCUGUUCGAGCUGCUAUUGAAGAGUUCUCAACUGAUGUUCAACCUGAUGAAGAUAGUAUUUUAAACAAGCUCCCAACUAUCAACAAAUGUUUCUCUGCUGAGACUAUCGAGGACAUCAUAAAAGCUUUUGAAUCAGAAGGGAGCAUUGAUGGAAACCAAUGGAUCGCUACAGUACUGAAGGGCAUGCGAAGAUCAUCUCCUACUUCACUGAAGAUGACUCUUCGAUCGAUCAGAGAAGGUCGGAAGCAGAGCCUGCCGGAAUGUUUGAAGAAGGAAUUCCGACUUACAAUGAACACUCUCCGAUCUGUAGUUACUGGCGAUGUCUAUGAGGGAAUUAGAGCUCUCAGCAUCGACAAAGACAAUGCCCCUAAGUGGAGUCCUGCUACCCUUGAGGAGGUCAAGAACGAGGACAUCGACCGUCUUUUCGAACCAUUCAGUUCAGAAAAGGAGCUCCAAGUCCCAUCUGACGAUUCCAACAGAUGGAGUGGCAAAUUUGAGCACACAGUCUAUGGCAGAACUUCAGAGUAAUUGGCAGCAGAAAUAGAUGUUCAUCAUCCUCACAAGCAUGUUUUAAGUACUCGUAACCCCAUGUAUUCUCAUACUUCCCUGUAUAACAUUGUAACACAAAAAAUUGAAAAUUACAUAACGCACGAAGCAAUAAAGCAUCUCAAAUGUUUUGUUA
Molecule: messenger RNA, 1516 nt
Organism: Oryza sativa Japonica Group (Japanese rice)
Lineage: Eukaryota; Viridiplantae; Streptophyta; Magnoliopsida; Poales; Poaceae
Source: RefSeq, a predicted model, not a curated record